AUGGGCGGCCGAGGACGGGCGCUGCUGUGUUGGGCGGCGCUGUGCUCCUCGCUGGCGGCCGCGGUGCCCGCGCCCGCGCCCGCGCUCUCCCGCGAAGGGGAGGACUGCCGCACGCCCCGGGGCGAGGCCGGCACCUGCCGCAACAUCAACGCCUGCCCGUCGCUGCUCGCGCUGGUGGCGCAGCGGCCGUCGCAGGUGAGCGGGGCUUCGAACCUCGGCCCCUCCGAGUGGGGCGCGCGGGAGCGCUUUUGCCCUGUCUGUCUUUGA
Messenger RNA from Gryllus bimaculatus (two-spotted cricket), 267 nucleotides. NCBI's taxonomy places the organism in Eukaryota, Metazoa, Arthropoda, Insecta, Orthoptera, Gryllidae. The record is from the annotation of a GenBank genome assembly.